ACCGGGAUAACAAGGCAAGAAUAACCUAGAAGGGCCAAGCCCUUUUCAGAAAUUUAGAUUUCCAUUACUCCUCCCUCACACGGGUCUCACUUCCCACCAAGCCUUUCCCCUUCACUGAUAAUCUCCUCCGCAAAUUCAUAUCAUAUUUCCGGUCUGACUUCACUAACCGGAGCUUAAUCUCGGUAAUGUACUCUUGUAGCAAGAUUCUAAUAUAAUAUUUGACACGGUGAACAGAACUAAAAAUGGAGUUCAAUAGCCUGAAAGAUUCAUUUGAGCGUGUUGCAAAGAAGCAAAAGGUGUCCUAUUCUAAAACGCAUAAAGUUGCAGAUCUGAUUGUUCAGGAAAUAGAUAAGGCAAUCCAGAUGGUGCAGUCAAGCACUCUUGAAUAUAAAUCCAAACUAGCUGAACUGAAGAAAAAGUUGCAGGAAGUUUCUCCACUCAGUCAGCUAGAAGGCACCCAAAAGGAACUGAACAUAGCACUGAGCAAGUAUCCAAAAGCUCUCGAGAAAGUCCUUAAUCCUGAUAUAUCCAAGGCUUACCGAAAUAUUGAGUUUGAUUCCCGAGUAGUUAACCAAAUAAUUGCCUGCCACUUUUAUCGUCAAGGGCUGUUUGAGAUUGGUGAUUGUUUAAUAGCCGAGGCUCAGGAUGUAGAAGCUGCUGCUACUAUGAAAUUACUUUUCCAGGAACUUCAUCAAAUACUCGAAGCCAUGAAGAGUUGGAACCUGAAGCCUGCCCUGAAAUGGGCAGCUGCAAACUCCGAUAAACUGAAAGAAAAUGGUUCAGACCUUCAUCUGAGACUCCAUCAUUUGCAGUUUCUGAAAAUACUUCAAAAGGGAAGCAGAGAUGAAGCACUCAAGUAUGCAAGAACCAACUUUGUUUCUUUCGCCGGAAACCACAUGGCCGAAAUCCAGAAGCUCAUGGGGUGUCUCUUAUAUUCUGAUAGACUUCACGAGUCCCCGUAUGCUCAUUUAUUAUCGUCUACCAAUUGGGAUACUGUGACCGAGAAACUCACCAGGCAGUUCUGCAAUCUUCUGGGCAAAUCAUAUGAGAGCCCAUUGAGUGUCGCAAUAGCAGCAGGAAUCCAAAGUUUGCCCCCACUUCUCAAGUUUAUGACUGUUAUGGCAGGGAAGAAACAUGAAUGGCAAACAACGAAGCAGUUGCCCGUGCCGAUCGAGCUGGACAAAGAGUUUCAGUUUCAUUCAAUAUUUGUCUGCCCCGUAUCCAAGGAGCAAUCAACUGAUGAUAACCCGCCAAUGAUGUUGUCGUGUGGCCAUGUGCUUUGCAAACAGUCUAUCAACAAGAUGUCAAAGAAUGGUUCGAAGAGUUUCAAGUGCCCAUACUGUCCGACCGGUAUCAAUUUGACGCAAUGCAGGCAACUGAUGUUCUGAUGUAAAAUCCUAAUAUGAUCAUGGGUUUAUAUUAAGAAAACUGUUUCCUUUAGACUGAAUCGAAAAUGUAGAGAAUUAGAAAUUUGUGCGAUGUGGCCAAUGUGGGGUAAAAUGGCGGCAAAUGCUGAUCAGCAAUGGGUGUUGAUGUUUGUUUAUGAACUUGUCAAUAGACAUUCUUUCCCAUAUUCAUGCUGGUAAUAUAAAAACCAUGUUGCUUCAUUAAUUUC
Hibiscus syriacus is the source of this 1615-nucleotide messenger RNA. RefSeq names its product protein RMD5 homolog. Gene Ontology annotation, cellular component: GID complex; nucleus; cytoplasm. Gene Ontology annotation, molecular function: ubiquitin protein ligase activity; protein binding. Gene Ontology annotation, biological process: proteasome-mediated ubiquitin-dependent protein catabolic process. NCBI's taxonomy places the organism in Eukaryota, Viridiplantae, Streptophyta, Magnoliopsida, Malvales, Malvaceae. Bases 243 to 1388 code for a protein of 381 amino acids. The transcript has 3 exons. The record is from RefSeq and is a predicted model, not a curated record.